This is a messenger RNA of Drechmeria coniospora, 675 nucleotides long. RefSeq lists its product as uncharacterized. The coding region runs from base 1 to 675 and encodes 224 amino acids. The transcript is spliced from 2 exons. Lineage: Eukaryota; Fungi; Ascomycota; Sordariomycetes; Hypocreales; Ophiocordycipitaceae. The record is from RefSeq and is a predicted model, not a curated record.
AUGGCAGACGUCCAACGCACAGGCGCCCGCGUGCGUCGCGCGUUCCGCUAUCCCAGCGGCGACGCCGAUUCCGGAUCCGACGCAGAGCCGACAGCCAUCGACGAGCAAGAGCAGGAACAGCUGAUAGCCCUCCUCGCGGCGCAAAACACGGCCCGCAACGAGCAGUUCCGCCUCGCCCUCCUCGCCCUGCCCCUGAUGACGACGCUCCCCUACCUGCCGCUUGUCUUUCGGCCGCCGACGGCGCUGCUCGCCCUCCUGAGCCUGUCCUCGCUCCUCUCCACCGCCUAUCUGCUGCAUCGGCUGCCGCCGACGGUCACGGGAAUCGCCCCGCUCGAUGCCUGGUCCCGCAGGGAGGACGUCCGGGCCGCGACCGAGGACGCGCGCCUCCGGCUGCGGACGGGGGGGAGACGGCAGGCCCGCGAUGCUUCCCUGGCUCUCCGAGACGGCGGGUCGCCGCUGGACCUGUACCUUCCGUACCUGAACCUCGGUCUCGUGCUGAUGCUGGCCUUGCUUGGGUUGGUCACCGGUCGCGGCGCCGACGCCUUCGGCUGGGUCGGCAUGGGCAACCUGCCGGUCAUGGUCCUUGCCGUCGUGUGCGUCUCCAAGGUUGUCAUGGGUGGCGUGGACCCAGAGAAGGAACUGUCGGCCCUCAAAUACCCGUACAAAGGCGCAUGA